CUCCUCUGUGAUGACGUGUGUGUGUGUGUGUGUGUGUGUGUGUGUGUGGGCAGGAUUAGGCCUUAGAUAACAGGAUUAGAAUGUUCCACACACUACUGAGAAUCCUUAAAUAGCCUGUGAGAGUGUCAGCGCUUCAUUUAUCUUGGUGUGGUUAGGUAUUUUCAACCGAUUUUCUGUGGUCCACCACACUGGCUGUCUUCCUGUAUGAUCUGAAAGAAGUUUAGUUGUCAUCUUACAGACAUGGCUGAUGUGUUGAGGAGUCUGAACCUGCUGGAAACACUAAAGGAGUCCAUCGAGAAGAACAACAUAUCAGAUAUAAAAGAUGCCAUGGAGGACAUGCUGAUCAGCAGAUUAAACAUUGCAAUUGCUGGGGACAGAAAUGCAGAAAAAGCCACUUUUAUCAACUCACUUCGAGGGCUGAGCCAAGAAGAUGAAGGCGCAGCCAACUCUCCAUCAUCUGCCGCCCCAGGGGAACUAGCCGUAUUCCCGAACCCCAUACAUCCUGACUUUCGACUCUGGGAUCUACCAUCCAUCUCUAGUGAUCCCACUUUUAAAGCCGAGGAUUAUAUAGAGCGUUUCAAAGUUAUGCGGUACAACACCAUCAUUAUCACAUUCACAGAGAGUCCUAGUGUUAACAGUGUGGCGGUGUGGAGGGAAGUUAGGUCUCUGCAGAAAGAGACAGUUUACUUUGUCUUAUUAGCAUCAGUGAAGGAUACCGAGAAAACGCUGGAGGUGAAGAAAGUGAAAAGUUUAGAAGUGCUCAAGGCAGAAGGUGUUCCUCUGCCCAAGGUGUUCCUGGUACAACCUACCGCUUUGGAGAAGCUGGACUUUCCAACGUUUUUUGAGGUCAUGCGAGGUGACCUUCCAGAGAUCAGGGCGCACGCUCUUCUUCUGGCACUUCCAACGUUUUCCAAUUCCUUGGUCAUUCAGAAGAAAGAUGCCUUCAAGGCAUUGGUGUGGGCUGCUGCCUCAUUAUCCGGUGGCGUUUCUGCCAUUCCCGUACCUCUGGUGGCCUCCAUGGUGGACGCUACGGUGGCUGUGCGGAUUUUGACGAAGGCUCAGAUCUCACUUUGCCUGGAUGACGAGUCUCUGCAGCGACUGGCGAGGCAGCGGGGUCUCGACCCAGCCAGGCUGAAGGCCCUGCGGACCUGCGCUCUCUCUGUGGAGGUCAGCAAGAGUGAAGUUAAAAGACGGCUUGCGGAGGCCGAGAAAGACACCAGUACUGCAACCACCAGACUUGUGGAGCUAGCCAUGCCGAGACACGCCAGAUCCGUCAGCCGAUCUUUCACCGUUAUGCUGCAGGCUCUCAAUACUGCUAUUGAUGAUAUGGGUGCUGAUGCCGAGAAGGUGGUUACUAUGGUAACAGGAGGGGGACAGUAGAUUGAGCAGUACAUAAAAUUACAACAUGCACUUUUCAGUCGACUUGGAUUGAUACCUAAAUGGACUAUAGCAUUUCCUUAAACCAAUAAGCAAUAUGCUAAAUUAAAGGAUUAGUUCACUUUCAAAUGAAAAUUAGCCCAAGCUUUACUCGCCCUCAAG
Megalobrama amblycephala (Wuchang bream) is the source of this 1539-nucleotide messenger RNA. It is a transcript of the gene irgq2, whose product is annotated as immunity-related GTPase family, q2. Gene Ontology annotation, molecular function: GTP binding. Lineage: Eukaryota; Metazoa; Chordata; Actinopteri; Cypriniformes; Xenocyprididae. The record is from RefSeq and is a predicted model, not a curated record. Gene Ontology annotation, cellular component: membrane.